Boleophthalmus pectinirostris (great blue-spotted mudskipper) is the source of this 1109-nucleotide messenger RNA. RefSeq names its product CD27 molecule (gene cd27). The record is from RefSeq and is a predicted model, not a curated record. Gene Ontology annotation, molecular function: protein binding; tumor necrosis factor receptor activity. The coding region runs from base 138 to 812 and encodes 224 amino acids. Gene Ontology annotation, cellular component: external side of plasma membrane; CD95 death-inducing signaling complex; membrane raft. The transcript has 7 exons. Lineage: Eukaryota; Metazoa; Chordata; Actinopteri; Gobiiformes; Gobiidae. Gene Ontology annotation, biological process: negative regulation of apoptotic process; activation-induced cell death of T cells; motor neuron apoptotic process.
GAACUGUGUUUUACCUCAUUUACAUCGGCAAAGGGCAAAUGAAGGUUUUCAGUUUGAGUCACCGUUUGACAUAUGACAGAUAACGGGCUGACACACUUCAGUCUCUGCUCACAGUGUCCAAGUGUCAGCUUCACAAGAUGAAUGGCUUUUGCUUCACUACUUUGACACUGUUCUUCCUUCUCCAAUCCAUCGACCUCAUCCGGUGUCUUCAAUGCAACUCAACGCAAUAUUCAAGGCCGAGUAAAAACCCUACGUUCUGCUGCAACAUGUGUAAACCAGGAACGUACAUGGAAAAACGUGACGAAAACACAUGUCAUAUCCAAUGUGUUAACUGCACUGGAAGACGCUACGCAGACACAUAUCAAGCCAGUUCUUGUAAACGCUGCAGCGACUGUGAGACAGAUAACAUGGAACUGGAUUCUCCGUGUAACAGCACUCAUGACACAUCCUGCAAGUGCAAAGCGGGAUUUAAAUGCAGAGACAGCACGUGCACAGAUUGUAUAAAGUCAACAUCCACAACAACGCCAUCCACCAUCCUCCGCAGAACUACAGUGGUCCCUACAAAACCUAUCCAAGAUACGGUUUGGUUCACGAUUAUCAUCUGUCUGUUGUGUUUUGCUAUCAUUCUGGGGAUUGUGACAAAGAGCAAACCUCUGCUCAACUGGUUCUCACACAGCAAACAGUACUGCAAAAAAAACUUGUCAGUGCCAGCCACAGUGUUCAUGCAUGAUGAAGAAGAGGAGGAGGAUGAAGAAGCCAGUACACCCGUCCAGGAAAUGUUCAGCAAAUUUGACCAGCCCAUCGAAGUGUGAGACAAAACUAAACCAUGACUCAAAAAGCAGAGAUAAGAGACCUGAUAAUACGUAUCUAAAAUUACUUUGAAAACCGGAGCUGUAUCUGAACUAAAGUGCAGUUUCCUGAGAGGAAGGAGAAACGGUACCUCAGAUAAGAGUGAAGCAAGUGUUGGUUUGCACUAUGGUGUAAUAUGGUAUGUGUGGUACACUAUACAUGAAUUUACUUUUGUAUAUAAAGACUGAGCCUCAAGUAUGGAUGUUAAACAGACUUACAGAAUUGUACAUUUAAUAAAACUACAACUGUACCUAUCAGAA